Mytilus trossulus (common blue mussel) is the source of this 708-nucleotide messenger RNA. RefSeq lists its product as uncharacterized. The transcript has 4 exons. The record is from RefSeq and is a predicted model, not a curated record. Bases 204 to 575 code for a protein of 123 amino acids. Gene Ontology annotation, molecular function: calcium ion binding. NCBI's taxonomy places the organism in Eukaryota, Metazoa, Mollusca, Bivalvia, Mytilida, Mytilidae.
AAGAUAGGAAAUCCCCAUUCAAAAGUGAUGACAGAAGCAAGUUUAGACUUGUAAUCUAUAUAUUUAAUGAUUAUGGAAUUUCUACAAGGGAAUGGUAUAAAUUGAAGGUCAUUUUGGUAGUUUUUAUACUGGUAUUACGAGCUACAGAGACGAACAAGUCGAAUAUAUAAGCAUUAGUUGAAACUUCGUAAGCGACAAUCAAAAUGAAACUUACAUUGGCAGUCUGUGUUGUGCUGAUUGGAAUGACUUUGGCUGAUGAUUUAGUACCAAACCUUAUAGUGCAGUCAGUGAAGAUGAUGCAUCAGAAUCGCAGUAAAAGGUCACUUAAACCAAGCAUGGAGGAUUCGGUGAAGAUGGCAUUCAGCAUGACAGACAAAAACCACGAUGGUCAUAUAACAGUAGAUGAAUUGAUACAAUUUGUAAAGAAAACAACCGGGUUAACCAUUGAUCAGACAACCAGACAAGGUUUUAAUAUGGUGUUUGGGAAUCCCACAUAUGACCUCAAUGAAAAUGGAACUAUUGAAUUAAAUGAGUAUGCUGGACUUAUGAGAAUGGGUAUGACAAGAGGAAAGUAAAACGAUAAAAUGAUUCAAUCUGAGAGGACUGGAACUGUCCAAUAAUAACCAAACUGAUAAUAAUAUUGUCUUGAGAUCUUUAAGAAAAUUCUCCUUAUGUAAUUUCAUAUUAAUAAAAGAAAUGUAUGCACUA